ACGCCUCCAUCCCGGGGUCAGUCCUCCACUGUGCUCCGCCCUCUUUAAGAAGAUAUCCUCCUCCUCCUGUUCUCCAACCAUCGACACAACUUCAAAGCAGACUUCAGUUUGUCGGUUUUGUGUUUUCACACCGGGUGCUGCUUUAAAAAAAGGAAGCAGAACCGGUCGGUAUGUGAAACGUCCUGCGGCUGAAACUCGACACGUUACCGGGGAGAUGAGCUCCAGGUCAUAGCCGACGGUUACACCACACGAGCUUCCCUAGUUAUUCUACUGUCUGUUGAAGUGUGUCUGUAGAUUCAGUCAUGGCUCGCGGUUGCAUCUGCUGUGUGAAAUACAUGCUCUUCCUCUUCAACCUGCUCUUCUGGCUGGGCGGGUGUGGACUGUUGGGCGUGGGCGUGUGGCUGUCGGUGUCUCAGGGCAGCUUUGCCACCCUGUCGCCCUCCUUCCCGUCACUCUCCGCCGCCAACCUCAUCAUCACGCUCGGCACGGUCGUCAUGGUGACGGGUUUCCUCGGCUGCCUGGGUGCCAUUAAGGAGAACAAGUGCCUGCUGCUGAGUUUUUUCAUCGUUCUGUUGACCAUCCUCUUGGCUGAACUCAUCCUCCUCAUCCUGUUCUUUGUCUACACUGACAAGGUGGGCGAAAAUGCCAGACGGGACCUGAAAGAAGGUCUGGUUCUGUACAACACAGAAAACAACGCCGGCCUGAAGGACGCAUGGAACACCAUACAGGGAGAGUGGCGAUGCUGUGGAGUGACGAACCACAACGACUGGUACAGCGCCCUGCAUGGAAACGUGGUUCCUGACCGCUGCUGUCAGCAGUUUUAUCAGGGCUGUGGACGCAACUCCUCCAAUGUCUUCUGGACACGGGGUUGCUAUGAGAAGGUGGAGGAGUGGCUGGAUGACAACAAACACCUUCUGGGAACCAUCGCCAUGUGCGUGUUGGUCAUACAGCUUCUUGGCAUGGCUUUCUCAAUGACGCUUUACCAACAGAUCCACAGAGCGGGGAAAAAGUAUGAAGCCUGAUCGGGUUUUUUUUUUUUAAAUCGCCCUCUGCCCUCGUUUACAGUCUGUUACUCUCUCACCUUUUGUUUAUAGGAACAAUACGAUACUGAUUUCUGUUUGCCACUGCAACUUUUCAUCUUCACUUAACCACCCAGUUAUUGAUGUGAAUAAGCAUUUGUACUACUUUAUGUUUAGCGUAUAAAAUCACACUGUACUGCAUGUUUUUAUGAUACAUAUUUGUGAGUUGUAGGAUUUGAUGUGAAGCCUGUGGAGAAAUAUAUAAACGAUUAGAUAAAAAGAAGCUCUGUGUACUAACAUGUUCAAUAAAAGCACUCUUCACACA
Molecule: messenger RNA, 1344 nt
Organism: Labrus bergylta (ballan wrasse)
Lineage: Eukaryota; Metazoa; Chordata; Actinopteri; Labriformes; Labridae
Product: tetraspanin-9
Cellular component (GO): plasma membrane
Source: RefSeq, a predicted model, not a curated record